This is a messenger RNA of Blastomyces gilchristii SLH14081, 189 nucleotides long. RefSeq lists its product as uncharacterized. Bases 1 to 189 code for a protein of 62 amino acids. The transcript is spliced from 2 exons. NCBI's taxonomy places the organism in Eukaryota, Fungi, Ascomycota, Eurotiomycetes, Onygenales, Ajellomycetaceae. The record is from RefSeq and is a predicted model, not a curated record.
AUGUCAUUUCUCUUCAAAUAUUCUGCGGUUCUGCAGACCAUCAAGGAAAUGCAGGAUUUUGAGGCACAGAUUGACCUGGCUGAGAAGAAGCAGCAGAAACCCUCUUCUGAGCAGGCAGUGAAGAGAGAUUUUGAGGUGAUUAUUAUCUCAGAUGAGAAGAAGAAGAAGAAGAAGAAGAAUAAGAAGUGA